GCCACGCGGGGGCCACGCGGGCGGCGCGGAGCGGCGCGGAGCGGGUCUCCCGCGGCGGUUCGGCGGCUCCGCCCCCGGGCCGGGGGAUGCCAGGUGCCGGGGCGGUGCGUCCCCUUCCCCGCCCCGGCCCGCCCUCCCUCCCCUCCCCUCCCACCCCCGGCGGGCCGGGGGAGCCCAGCGGCGCCCCGGGGCGGCUCCGCAGCCGGCGGGAUGUCGUGUGGCGUCCCGGCGGCGGCAGCGGGCAGCGCGCUGGCUCGGGGCGCGGCGGCCGAGGGCAGCCAGCAGCAGAGUCAUGAAGAAGAUGACAGGAAGGUAAGGAGGAGAGAAAAAAAUCGAGUUGCUGCACAGAGGAGCCGGAAGAAGCAAACUCAGAAAGCAGAUAAACUUCAUGAGGAAUAUGAGUCUCUUGAGCAAGAAAAUACCUCCCUGAAAAGAGAAAUAGGAAAGCUAACAGAUGAAAUGAAACACUUGAGUGAAGUGUUGAAGGAUCAUGAAAAGAUCUGUCCACUGUUGCACUGCACCAUGAACUUUGUGACCGUCCCAAGGCCUGAUGCACUCGCCAGCUGCUUGCCAAGAUGAGACCACUCCUUGACCAGCUUUAAAUGCGAGGUGUGAAAGUGCCAUUAACCGGGGAGACUUGAAGAGCUGCCUACUUACCGUGCAGGUCUUCCACUGAAGAGGGCUGGACUUGACCAUGCAGCUCUUUUCUACAUUGAAGUCUCUGAAUCUCAGGAAAACACCAGUAUGGAAAAAAGACAACUCGAACUGCGACUUCUUAUUUGGUAGAAUCUUCGAGCCACGGUUUUGCAUUCAGAAAUGUCAAAGUACGGUGCAGCCCACCAUUGUGCGAUGGAAUGUAGUCAGGGAAAAGUACCGACCUUGGGCUGGGAUGCCUUUCUUCCACAUGUCCACUGCCAGUAACCCUUUGUCACUUGUCAUCCAUGUAUAUCAUGUUCUGGCUGCUGUUUGUUUUUCUCUAAACAGGUUUGGCUAAUAAAAGUGAUGUCCCAUCUUUAUGAUGUUCUCCACCUUCCUCAAUAAUCAAUGUCUUUAUAACAUCUUUACUUUUUUCAUACUGGUCAAAUCCAAAGUCUAAUGCUAAUCUUCCUGUCAGUUGUUUUAUUAUUUGCUUAUCGCCUCUUCAUUGAUUCCUCUUUUGAAGUGUGUGUAACAAAUGAGUUUUCCCAGUCUUUAUUUCUUUAAUAUCCCUGACCCUCAGCCCUGCUGACAUUAGUUCUUGGAGUGUUUUAUAUCCUAAAAUAUGGCUUGGCCAAUUUCUAAUGAUGAUUGUCUGCUCUCUGUGGAAGAAAAGCAAAACAGAGUUUGAUGGUUCUACACAUUGUUUUAAAAAGUAGAUUUUAAAAUCUACUGUUUUGAUGCAUCCACUGGAAAUUAACAAAUAUCUUUCUCAUUCAUCUUGCAUAUUGCUUCUGUUAAAUGAUAUCUGUGAAUAGAACAAAUUGACUUCAGCUAAGCAUUUUGUUCCAUAUCCACACUGAAGAUGUCUGAUACUGCUUGCAA
Messenger RNA from Tyto alba (common barn owl), 1521 nucleotides. It is a transcript of the gene BATF3, whose product is annotated as basic leucine zipper ATF-like transcription factor 3. The record is from RefSeq and is a predicted model, not a curated record. Gene Ontology annotation, biological process: regulation of transcription by RNA polymerase II. The transcript is spliced from 3 exons. Gene Ontology annotation, cellular component: nucleus. Gene Ontology annotation, molecular function: DNA-binding transcription factor activity, RNA polymerase II-specific; RNA polymerase II cis-regulatory region sequence-specific DNA binding. Bases 211 to 579 code for a protein of 122 amino acids. Lineage: Eukaryota; Metazoa; Chordata; Aves; Strigiformes; Tytonidae.